AUGAGCUAUCCUACUCCUCUUACAACUAAAGUCAGCAACCCUCGUUUGAGGCUGCUUAACAAGCUGAAGGGUGGAGAAUUUCCAUUGAUGACAUUCAUGGCUAUUCCCUCCGUACGCAUGGCCCAAAUUGUUGCCCUGACGGGGGUGGAUGGCAUCAUCAUCGACUGCGAACACGGCCACAUAGGAGACGACGCAAUGCAUAAUUCUGUUGCCGCUAUAUCAUCCCUCGGGGUAUCCCCCAUUAUUCGGAUUCGUGGCCCCGCGCAUGAUAUUAUCAAACGAGCCUUGGACACUGGCGCACACGGAAUCAUGGUCCCACAGAUCAAUAAUGCCGCAGAGGCAGAGCAAAUUGUCGCUUCUUCCAAAUUCCCGCCUCAGGGUGUACGUGGCCAGGGAUCAGCCUUCCCUGCCAUCGGGCAUGGCCUAACGACCCCGGAAUACAUGAAGACCGCAAACGAAACCAUUGUCACAAUGAUUCAAAUUGAGACACGCGCAGGGGUUGAGAACGUGGAAGCCAUUUGUGCCGUUCCUGGGGUGGAUCUUGUCUUCAUCGGGCCCAAUGACCUCGCACAGUCCCUUCUUGGAUAUGUUCCCGCCAGAGGGGAUGAGCCAGAGUUUGUUGCUGCGAUCGAUAAGGUGGUCGCGGCUGCACAAAAAUCUGGCAAAUGGGCCGGACGUAUGGUGAAUAAUGGAGCAAUGGCAAAAGAGGCCAGAGCGAGAUACGAUAUAGUUGCCAUAACCGGUGACACAAAAGCGAUUCAGAAUUGGUAUAUGUCAGAGUUUGACGUCGCUCGGUCUUGA
Molecule: messenger RNA, 801 nt
Organism: Penicillium pulvis
Lineage: Eukaryota; Fungi; Ascomycota; Eurotiomycetes; Eurotiales; Aspergillaceae
Product: HpcH/HpaI aldolase family protein
Exons: 1
Coding region: 1-801 (266 amino acids)
Cellular component (GO): cytoplasm
Molecular function (GO): aldehyde-lyase activity
Source: RefSeq, a predicted model, not a curated record